Molecule: messenger RNA, 1180 nt
Organism: Labrus bergylta (ballan wrasse)
Lineage: Eukaryota; Metazoa; Chordata; Actinopteri; Labriformes; Labridae
Gene: mixl1
Product: Mix paired-like homeobox
Biological process (GO): regulation of transcription by RNA polymerase II; endoderm formation; hematopoietic progenitor cell differentiation
Molecular function (GO): DNA-binding transcription activator activity, RNA polymerase II-specific; RNA polymerase II cis-regulatory region sequence-specific DNA binding
Source: RefSeq, a predicted model, not a curated record
AGUCGCUGCACGGCCGCUGCAGUGCCAGCCGGCCCUGAUGGUCGCCCCAUUCACACGUACCGGCAGCAGCACCUUUGAUCGCAGGGGUAUUUAACCCCAGUGGGCGCACGGGACUCAAACUCAGUCAGUCUGUGGAGAUAAGACAGUAGGGAUCAUGUCUUCAGUUCAUGGGAAUAUGCGCGUCGGGGAUCUGAAUCCUUUCCAGAUGUAUCAUGAAGGAGCUCUGCAGAUGAGCAGCACGGUGAAUCCAGAUUUCGGAGCCACAGGUGUUACACACUACUUCAGCUCUUCAAACUCAGUACAGAGGGCGGAUAAAUGCGUGGCAAUCCUGACCCACAGGAGGAAGAGGACUAACUUCACCCAGCAGCAGAUUGAGGUGCUGGAGAAAGUUUACUCUGACACCAAAUAUCCUGAUAUCUACCUGCGAGAGAAGCUGGAGGCGCUGACCGGGCUGCCUGAGUCAAGAAUUCAGGUGUGGUUUCAGAACAGAAGGGCAAAAUCUCGUCGUCAAGUUGGGUCAUCGGUGUCCAUGAAGGUCGCCAACACGCCUGCAGCUGGACCCUUCAGUCAAAUCCAGAACCGACUGGUAACAGAAAAAGUUUUUGACAACAAUCACACAGCUGAGGCCCACAGGACCGCAGGCUUUGGAUUUGAGGACUGUUUCAGACCCACAAUGCACCAGAACAGAGAAGAUACUCACAGGACCAGCAUGCCCACCAAGCCCAGCAGCAGCUGCAGCAGCAACUACGAGCAACCGCCUCUGUCCUGCAUCUACGACAAAGACGGACCCAGAGUGAAGCCUGAGCAGAUGCAACACGAGCUGAGUGUGAACGUGCCGUGCUGUAACGUGCACCUGUAUCCCAAAGCGAACGAGAAUCAACAUGCCAACAUGACAGGCAGCCAAGGUUCGAAGGUUCUGGUGGAAUAUGACAAUUUCCCUCCAAACAAGACCAUUGGACCAGAGAUGAAGGUUGUGAUUCCUCCCAUCCCGACCCCGAAUAACUUCAGCAGGUCGUCACCAAAGGAGAAUGGAUGCCAAAUUCAAUAUCCACGCAUGAGGAGCACAGGGGACAGGUUCAGUCACUUCUCCCCGCUCCAUGGCCAUGAAGCGCAGGACUUCACUGACUCAGACUCUGACUGGGAAAACGAGGCCAUGGCCAGCUUUGGUGGCUUCAUGUGA